Molecule: messenger RNA, 846 nt
Organism: Fusarium graminearum PH-1
Lineage: Eukaryota; Fungi; Ascomycota; Sordariomycetes; Hypocreales; Nectriaceae
Exons: 3
Coding region: 1-846 (281 amino acids)
Molecular function (GO): 3'-5'-RNA exonuclease activity
Source: RefSeq, a predicted model, not a curated record
AUGACCCAGCUCGACAUCCUGUCCAGCACAUCGCUGAGAAUGAACAUCUCCGCCAAGGCACAGAGAAUGCCCUUGCGCAUCGUCACCUUUAACGUCCGCUAUGCAACGAAAAAGUUUGAGAAGAACGAAAGACCCUGGGCUGAGCGACGUCCCAAGCUCAUCAACCAAUUGAACUUCAUCACCGCUGGUCACGAGAGCCCCUUCAUUUGUCUCCAAGAGUGUCUCUUCCAUCAGGUCAAUGAGAUCCAGGAAGACCUGGGCUCCAAAUGGCAGCAUAUCGGUCGUGGACGGGGCACCAAACCUGAGGAUGGCGAGUUCUCUCCCAUCUUUUACCGUGACGACAUCUGGAAGAACGUCCGCAGUGAAGUACGCUGGCUGAGUAAGACACCUGAGAAGCCCUCUCGCGGUUGGGAUGCAGUACUCAAUCGUAUCGUUACAAUGGCCGAGUUCGAGCACCGCGUAACAGCCACCCGUGUCGUUGUGUUCAGCACCCACUUCGAUCACAUUGGCGUAGAGGCCAGACAGAACAGCGCCAAACUUCUCGUUAAGUUUGCCCGUGAGUGGGGGCAGGCUGGUAACAAGAAGGCAUCGGCAGUGCUCAUCGGUGGUGAUUUCAACAGCGAGCCCGAUGACGGGGCGUACAAGACCAUAACGGCGCCUGGUUCUGGCAUCUCUGACGUGUCGGACCUGGUGCCCAAGGAGAAGCGCUACGGCAAUGAGACGACGUACACAAGCUUCGGGGUAUCUAGUGUUGACAGAGAUGCCAAUCGCGAUGUGUGCAAGAUUGACAAGGCGGAUUCAAAGCAGGAGCUUGGCGACAGGGUCAACUGUCAUGGUGACAGGUGA